AUAAAAGGGUUUGCCAUAGGUGGUUCCACGCGCUCUAAAGGUGCGUCUAUGACUAGCAUUGCUAGUGUGAAAUCAUCCAAUAGAAAGUUUAUCUGUUGUUGGUGUUAUUGUUCCUGGGAACUAUAGAUUAUUUUGCAGAAAUGGAAAAUUAUGAAAAGAAUCUUCUUUUGUUUUUUGUUUGUGACAUCACAAAAAGGGCGGUAGGUUCCUGGUUGAGAAAGUUUACUGCAAUACAAUUCAACCAUGCAAACCUAACAGUGUUGAAUAAAAGCACUAACCCAAAAGCCAUUCACAAGAGAAUGAUAUAAUACAUGCCCAAAGUUCCAUGUCCUUUUGUUUUUCCUCACCACCUUCGUUCAUGCUCAUCUAGGCAUCGCCACCCAAGACCACCACCACCACCACCAUGCAUAUAAACCGGCUUUGCUUCAUUUUACCGGCUGAUUUCGAUGAAAUCGCCCCCUUAGACCACCCCAAAGCUGAUAAACCUGCCAUAAAGGAGGUUAGGAAACAUCCAUACCGGGAAUGUGGGAGUCAAGUUCUUGAUUUCAUUGGCGGGGCAUUGCGCCGGUUCUAUGACUCGAGAUGGGUUCAUUUUUGUCACCAUGAUGUGCCGAGAAAACAGCAACCCAGUGUGUUUCAUGACCUGGAAGGAGUUCAGAUGUCCGAGAAGGUCGGUGGAGAGAAUCCAAGGAUUUUUAGUUAUGCUGAGCUUUAUAUAGGUUCUAAUGGCUUUAGUGAAGAUGAAAUUCUUGGGAGUGGGGGUUUUGGCAAAGUGUAUAGAGCAGUUUUACCUAGUGACGGAACAGCGGUUGCGGUGAAAUGUUUGGCAGAGAAGGGGGAGAGGUUUGAGAAGACCUUUGCAGCUGAAUUGGUGGCUGUGGCUCAUCUACGCCAUAGAAAUCUUGUUCGGUUAAGGGGUUGGUGUGUACAUGAAGACCAGUUGCUCCUGGUUUAUGACUACAUGCCCAAUCGGAGCCUUGACAGAGUACUCUUUCGGAGGCCUGAAAACAUGGGCCCAGCUCCUUUAAACUGGGACCGCCGGAGGAAAAUUAUCGGAGGCCUUGCAGCUGCAUUAUUUUAUCUCCAUGAACAAUUGGAAACUCAGAUUAUACACAGGGAUGUAAAGACAAGCAACGUAAUGCUUGACUCCCACUAUAAUGCACGGCUCGGUGACUUUGGCUUGGCACGGUGGCUCGAACAUGAACUUGAGUACCAAGUCAAGACACCAGCAACAAAAAGGCAUCAGUUCCGUUUGGCGGACACAACCAGGAUUGGUGGCACAAUUGGGUAUCUGCCACCAGAGAGCUUCCAGAAGCGAAGUGUGGCUACAGCCAAAUCCGAUGUCUUCAGUUUUGGGAUUGUUGUGUUAGAGGUGGUUUCUGGGAGGCGCGCUGUGGAUCUUACAUUUCCAGAUGAGCAAAUCAUUUUGCUUGACUGGAUCCGUAGGCUGUCUGAUGAAGGCAGGCUUUUACAUGCAGGGGAUACUCGACUUACAGACGGGUCUUACAGGCUUGCUGAUAUGGAGCGGUUGCUUCACAUAGGACUCCUCUGCACACUGCAUAACCCGCUGUUGAGGCCUAAUAUGAAAUGGGUUGUGGAAGUGCUUUCUGGUAAUAUUUCUGGCAAACUGCCAGCUUUGCCAUCAUUCGAGUCCCACCCUCUAUACAUCUCCUUGUCAUCCCCUUCCAACACCAGCGGAAGCAAGAGCACCACCAGUAGCAGGUCCUCCACCACCACAAGCACCAACACGACAGUCACGUUUGCGUCAUCAAAUUAUGUCACUGCCUCUGAAGAAACUAUUUAUGCAACUGCUGAAUUUGGAAUCAAUUCUUCCAGCUUAUACCAUAACAGCUCUCGCCGACCAACAAACUUCUUUGUGGUUGAAACUCCAAGAGAAAUAUCCUUCAAGGAACUCAUUUCUGCCACCAACAAUUUCGCAGAAUCAAACAGAGUAGCAGAGCUCGACUUCGGAACUGCCUACCAAGGUUUCCUUAACAACCGUCAUCACAUUCUUGUGAAGAGACUUGGCAUGACUAAAUGCCCUGCAUUGCGAACACGGUUUUCAAGUGAACUCCAAAACUUAGCAAGGCUUCGCCAUCGUAAUCUGGUACAACUACGUGGAUGGUGCACUGAACAAGGAGAGAUGCUUGUUGUAUAUGAUUAUUCAGCCAAUCGACUGUUGAGUCACCUCCUAUUCCAUGACAAUAACAGAAUUGGCAGCUCUAUUUUGCGAUGGCAACACAGAUACAGCAUUAUCAAGUCCCUUGCUUCUGCCAUUCUUUAUCUUCAUGAGGAAUGGGAUGAACAAGUUAUCCAUAGAAAUAUUACCUCUUCAGCCAUCGUUCUCGAUUCCAAAAUGAACCCACGGCUUGGUAGUUUUGCUCUUGCUGAAUUCUUGACAAGAAAUGAUCACGGCCAUCAUGCAGCUACCAACAAGAACAAAUCAGUUCGUGGAAUUUUUGGUUACAUGUCACCAGAAUAUAUGGAAUCUGGAGAAGCAACCCCAAUGGCUGAUGUUUAUAGCUUUGGUGUGGUGGUGCUUGAGGUGGUUAGUGGACAUAUGGCAGCUGACUUUCGGCGGCCUGAGGUAUUAUUGGUAAAGCGGGUCCAUGACUUUGAGACACAAAGAAGGCCACUGGAGGAACUGGUUGAUAUUAGGUUGAAUGAGGAAUACAAUGAUAAAGAACUGUUGAGACUGACAAAACUAGGAAUUGCCUGCACACGCUCUGACCCAGAAUUAAGGCCUACCAUGAGGAAGAUUGUGAGCAUUCUUGAUGGGAAUGACAAAAUCUUCAUGGAAGAAGGUCAAAGAAAGGAGGGUAGGGAAGAAUGGAAACAGAGAAAUGCUUCUUCUUUGUCAUUGGUUAAGGGAAUCCAUGCUCUGGGAAUACAUUAAAACUCACCAAAGGAGAGGCGAGUUGUUAGCACAUAUGUUUUGCAUUACAAUUUUCUUUUUCAAUUAUUGUAUACUACUGAAGGAUGUGUAUAACAAGAGAGAAGAGUGCUUUUUGUUGUAUCUAUCUGGACAACUUUUGUGAAAAUGUAGUGUAGUAUAACACCAGUUAACCUUAACAGUUUCUUGCCAUA
Theobroma umbraticum is the source of this 3087-nucleotide messenger RNA. RefSeq names its product protein kinase family protein (gene AP4.3A). Lineage: Eukaryota; Viridiplantae; Streptophyta; Magnoliopsida; Malvales; Malvaceae. Gene Ontology annotation, molecular function: ATP binding; protein kinase activity. Gene Ontology annotation, biological process: protein phosphorylation. The record is from RefSeq and is a predicted model, not a curated record.